Malania oleifera is the source of this 790-nucleotide messenger RNA. Its product is annotated as protein translation factor SUI1 homolog. Lineage: Eukaryota; Viridiplantae; Streptophyta; Magnoliopsida; Santalales; Ximeniaceae. Gene Ontology annotation, biological process: translational initiation. The transcript is spliced from 3 exons. Gene Ontology annotation, molecular function: RNA binding; translation initiation factor activity. The record is from RefSeq and is a predicted model, not a curated record. Bases 216 to 554 code for a protein of 112 amino acids.
GAGAAGGGUAUGCGGCCACCGCCACUUUCCGGUUUCCACGCCUAUAUAAACUCUGCCCCUCCGCUCUUUCCUUUUCUCAUUGUCUUCUUGAGUUCGUCCGAUCUCGUCUACGCGUUUUGAUUCUGAGCUCUUACUUGCAUCCAGUCGAGCAGCGCGGCUCCGCUUAGUCCGAGCUAAAAGUUUCGAUCACCGUACCGGUACCCAAAGGCAUAUAUAUGGUUGACAUAGACGCACAGAUCCCUGGAGCAUUUGACCCAUUCACAGAGGCAAACGACACAGGUGCGCCUGGGGCCAAGGAGUAUGUGCAUAUCCGGAUACAGCAGAGGAAUGGGAAGAAGAGCCUGACGACAGUGCAGGGACUGAAAAAGGACUUUAGCUACGAGAGGAUCCUGAAGGACCUCAAGAAGGAGUUCUGUUGUAAUGGGAAUGUUGUUCACGACAAAGAACUCGGCAAGGUCAUUCAACUCCAAGGCGAUCAGCGCAAAAACGCCUCCCAUUUCCUUGUUCAGGCGGGGAUAGUGAAGAAAGAGCAGAUUAAGAUACAUGGGUUUUGAGGACUGUGACGUGAUUUGAUGUGGUGGGUGUUAUAUUAUGUGGGUUAGUGCUUUGGGAAUUCUCUGUUUCUACGUAGUCAAGGAGUUUUCUGCUUGUUUGAAAUCUGGGUAGUAGUGGUGGUGGUAGCGUUGUGCUUUUUCUAUUUUCAGAAGUUUGUGUGUGGCCCUUGAGCCCUUGAUCUUUGUUAUGCGUCUAUGGGAACUUCUUUACUAUCAAUAAGAUUGCUCGCUUUUUU